UCUUCUCGAAACAAUGAUACUUUUGACAUGUUUGAUCAUUGGGAUGGUCAGUCACGUACUUUCAGAUUCUACUGGAUGUGCAGCUCCACAUUCAUUGGAUAAGCAACUAACACGGUUGAGCCAACAUUUCAAUAUAAACCAUCCGGAUGUUGGAAAUGGAGGGGCAAUAUUUACCAAUAUACUAAAGAAGUAUAAACAGAUCCCUGAAAAAAGCAUUAUUUUGGAUGCUAUACUGCACUUGUACUUGGACUUAUUUAAAGUUUUAAUGCAACACAAUGAAGUCAAGGACGAAGUUAGCAUUGUUGCCAAUAGUUUGAAUGAGUGUAUGACAUCUGCAAACUACAAAACACAAAAAGAACUUCUCAGUGAUCUCAAGAAAUUGUACAAUAUCAAAUGGGAUGAUCAAAUGGUUCAGCGCAAAGCAAUCAUUGAACUUCACGAUGUUCUGGACAUAAUGAAAGACACUGGGAAAAGAAGACGCAAGAGGAACAUGGGAAGGAGGCCGAGGAUCUAA
Molecule: messenger RNA, 514 nt
Organism: Rhincodon typus (whale shark)
Lineage: Eukaryota; Metazoa; Chordata; Chondrichthyes; Orectolobiformes; Rhincodontidae
Product: interferon gamma-like
Exons: 4
Coding region: 14-514 (166 amino acids)
Biological process (GO): immune response
Cellular component (GO): extracellular region
Molecular function (GO): type II interferon receptor binding
Source: RefSeq, a predicted model, not a curated record